Messenger RNA from Coniosporium apollinis CBS 100218, 999 nucleotides. RefSeq lists its product as uncharacterized. Bases 1 to 999 code for a protein of 332 amino acids. Lineage: Eukaryota; Fungi; Ascomycota; Dothideomycetes. The transcript has 2 exons. Gene Ontology annotation, molecular function: monooxygenase activity; iron ion binding; oxidoreductase activity, acting on paired donors, with incorporation or reduction of molecular oxygen. The record is from RefSeq and is a predicted model, not a curated record.
AUGAAUGACAAGGUUGCAGAGGUGCUGCCGGUUGCAGCAGCCAAGUUCCGAGCGAUAACCCCAUUGGGCGACCGCUUGACUUCUUUCUCAAGCUGGGUGGUCAUUUGCGGUGCACUCGUCCUCCUGAUUCUCUGGCUGUCCGAUAGCACAGAUGUACCUUUCAUUGAACAUCUACCGUCCAUUCCCGGCCCUCCGAUGGUGGGAAACCUCGUCCAGCUGGGCACUGAACAGCCACGACGUUUGGCAGAGUUGUCAAAGAAGUAUGGACCCGUUUUCCAAAUUAGGUUGGGAAAUAAGCGAUUCGUUGUUGCAAACAGCUUCGAGUCUAUCAAGCAACUCUGGAUCAACAACCAGUCUAGUCUGAUAUCUCGGCCUACGUUGCACACAUUUCAUAACGUUCUUUCAUCUUCGCAAGGCUUCACCAUCGGCACCUCGCCAUGGGACGAGUCCUGUAAGCGACGACGGAAAGCCGCCGCCACUGCAUUGAAUCGACCAGCCGUUGUCUCCUACAUGCCUUUUGUCGACUUGGAAUCCCAUGUCAGUAUCAAGGAGCUUGUGCAGCAACUGGGUAACAGUGACGCACAAGUGGACCUUGACCCUUAUCCGUUGUUUCAACGACUCGCCCUGAACCUCAGCUUGACUCUUGGGUAUGGAUUUCGCAUCGACGGCUCCGUUAACAACGAGCUCUUGCGCGAGAUCAUCAACGUGGAACGCGGAAUCAGCACCCUCCGGAGCACAAGCAACAACUGGCAGGACUUUGUACCUUUGUUGAGAAUUUUUCCCAGAAGAACGAACGAAGCAUCCGAUCUUCGGCACCGGCGAGAUGUUUACCUCGAAUACCUGUUGCAGAAACUCAAGGACAGGAUAGCAAUGGGAACUCAUGUAUCUUGCAUCACAGGCAACAUUCUGCAAGAUCCCGAGUGCAAGCUCACCCAUGGUAAGGAAUUCUUCGCAACAAAAUACCUAUCCUCUCAAACAUCUGUUGACCAUCUGAUGUAG